Messenger RNA from Dipodomys ordii (Ord's kangaroo rat), 3480 nucleotides. RefSeq names its product zinc finger protein 740 (gene Znf740). Gene Ontology annotation, molecular function: DNA-binding transcription factor activity, RNA polymerase II-specific; RNA polymerase II cis-regulatory region sequence-specific DNA binding. The coding region runs from base 612 to 1193 and encodes 193 amino acids. Lineage: Eukaryota; Metazoa; Chordata; Mammalia; Rodentia; Heteromyidae. The transcript has 7 exons. Gene Ontology annotation, cellular component: nucleus. The record is from RefSeq and is a predicted model, not a curated record. Gene Ontology annotation, biological process: regulation of transcription by RNA polymerase II.
GCAGCGGCAGCCGCGGGCUUGGCACGAUGUGCUGGGGUCUGAAGGAGGCGCCGCACGACUGAGGAGACAGCGGGAAGCCGCGUCUGGCAGUUUCAGAUUUGUGGAACACAUCUAGAGCUUCAUCCAGAAAAUUCAACUGGAAAACUUUAAGACUGGCAGACUCUCUUUUCUUCAGAAAAUAGACAAAAGCCAGACAGAAACCAGGGAUUCUUGGAACACCUGAUUUCCCAUUGGAGGACACUAAAUUCUUUUGGAAGACAAAGACAGUUCAGUAUGGCAGCAGGACUGAAAGGACAUCAAGGAGCCAUUACUGUGAUUUGGUGACAGUUCUUCAAACGACAGUGUCUUAAGAAAAGCUGGAUCAAGGAACUCCUGAACUAUUGGGUUCAUUAAUUGAAAAAAAUCAGCAUGGCUCAGGUAAAAAGCUCUAGAGUCCUCCUUCAAGAUCAUUCACUGGGAAGCCUGUUUGCAGUGUCACUCUUGAAUGCUGCCUUAGUCAACUAUAUUGACCAACCCCAGUGAGCCAAGCUCUGUAUUAAACACCAGGGGGAGAUCUAGAGGAAAGAAAGGAGACAGGCCACAGCCCCUGCCUUCAGGGAGCUUCCAGUCAAAUGAAGGAGGCAAGUCUCCUGGCUUGUGAAGGCCUAGCAGGUGUGAGUUUGGUUCCCACUGCAGCCAGCAAGAAGAUGAUGCUGAGCCAGAUUGCCAGCAAGCAGGCCGAGAAUGGCGAGCGGGCAGGUAGCCCUGAUGUGCUGAGGUGCUCGAGUCAGGGUCACCGGAAAGACAGUGAUAAGUCCCGGAGUCGCAAAGAUGAUGACAGCUUGGCUGAGGCCUCUCAUUCAAAAAAGACUGUUAAAAAGGUGGUGGUAGUGGAACAAAAUGGUUCUUUUCAAGUAAAGAUUCCCAAAAAUUUUAUUUGUGAACACUGCUUUGGAGCCUUUAGGAGCAGUUACCACCUCAAGAGGCACAUCCUUAUUCACACUGGUGAGAAACCAUUUGAGUGUGAUGUAUGUGACAUGCGCUUCAUCCAGAAGUACCACUUGGAACGCCACAAGCGUGUACACAGUGGCGAAAAGCCUUACCAGUGUGAACGUUGUCAUCAGUGUUUUUCUCGGACAGAUCGAUUACUCAGACACAAACGGAUGUGCCAAGGCUGCCAGUCCAAGACUUCUGACGGGCAGUUUGCACUAUAGGUGCAAGGGGCCCUGGGUGGUGGGAAUUAUCAGAAGAAUUUACUGAAGAGUACACCCCCUCUGGUCUGAUGGUCCCGCCACCGCCGCCGCCGCCCCGUCUGAACUUGUCCCCCUCCUGGAGGUUGGACUCAGGAGAUCAGAAGAGAGCAUCGGGACAGUAGUUCCAGAACCUCAGCUCUGUAAAUAAUCUGAGACUUUAUGAAUCUCGGGGACGUUCCUACAGCAUUCCUGGGUAGGGGAGCUAAUCCCUGAACCCUUGGCUGAGGUUAUAGGUGAGGACUCAAGGUCAAGGACCAAGACUGAAGUAUGGCUCCCACAACCUUGGACUCCAGCUGGCAGCUGAAAUGGAAAUGAUUGGGGAAGGAAAUUUGUUUGUUCUGUUCUUGUUUUUUUUUUGUUUGUUUAUCCAAAAGCAAUCUCAGCGGGUAAACUGUGGAUACAGGUAAUCUGAAGGCAUAAAGUCCUGAUCCAAAACAGGGACACCACCCAGUCCAGUUCUUAGUUACAGUGUUCUAGCCCUGCACCUUACCUCCUGUUUGAGAGAAAAUAGAAACAGGGCUGGCUUACUUUGGCAGCCUUAUACACUGUAGGGACAAAAGAAAAGGUGGUGGGAGAAGUGAAAAUGGACUGGAUCCAAGAAGAGUGGUAUCUCUUGACCUCCCCAAGAGAAGAGCUUGUACCAUGGGUAUUGUAAUGACCCAUGCCAAUGCCACAUGAGUACCAGAUGGGAUCAGCUCAAGUGCCUUUUGGAGGAAACUUGGGUGAGUGGUCCAUGAAGCCCUUCCCUUCGGGCAGUUGGUCUUGGAUAUGGCUUGUGGCUACCUCACUGUCAUUGAUUCCUAAAGCUAGACAGAGGUGUUGAGCAGGGAGUUGUAGGUGUCAGAAUGGGUUCUUUCCUUAUGCCCUUUUAGGAACAACCCAAAACAGUCCCAAAUUGACUAAUAACUAUUUGAGAAACGAAGGAAUUGGUAGACCCUGUUGAGUGGUAGAAGCUGUUCUUCCUGUCCAAGUCCUAUUGCUAUAUUCAGGUAGAAAAAAAAAAUGGGGGUUUGGUCAUUGGUCCCAAAGAACAAGAUCUUGGCUUUCUUCUUGAUGGCUAUCCCUACAAAUAAAGAAUGAGGGGGGAGGCAAGCCACAGAGAAAGGACUACAGGAAGAAACUUAAUGUAGAUUUUAUUAACCAUACUCUUUACUCCUCUGCUCCAAUACCACUACCCUGCCCACCCCCCAAAAAGGUGAUCAGAUAUGUGUUUGUGUAUGGUACAUGAAUGCUUGUGUUUGUAUGCUUGGAGGAGAUGGCAUAUUAUUGAGCCAAACUCUUCUUUGGCUGUCAGUUUAGGGAAGUUUGAGCAUUAAACAGCCUUUUCCCACCCAGACCUGAUGGGUGCUUAAGUCCCAGUAGGAGCUGAGAAACUCAAAUUUCAGAAACAGAAGGGCAUUAUUCCAGAGGGUUUUUGUUUAUUUGUCUGUUUUCUUUAAAGAUUGGUUCAACAGUCUAGUGGUUAGGGUGGUUUUUCAUCCAGACCAGGGUAGGUAAACAUGGAUUUUCUAAAGUAAAAUAAGAAACUUCUUUCUGCUAAAGAAAGGAUCCUUAUGGGGAGGAUAUAGGGUUCGGCUGACCUCCCCACCCACCCCUGUGACCUCCCCUGAUCCAUGGGAAUCAGGGGAGGCCUGUCUUAGUAAUCAUGGAGACUGGUGAGCCUGAGCACUGAACUGUUGGUGGGAAUCUGAGAUGGUAUCUUUCAUAGUCAUUGAUGGCAGUAUUCAUUGCCCAGAAAAUGAGGGGAAUAGACAGGAGCAGCAUCGUCUUGGCUAUUGCCUGAUCCAAGGAGGUAGGGGUACAGUACUUCAGGGAAAGAGAAGGGAGACAUGGCACCUUUUAGCUUUUCUCUGACAACACCUGAAAUCUUUUGGGGAAGAUGCUGAGAAAUGUUCAUUGCCUUGUGUUAUAGCUUUAUGCUGGUACUCCCAUUUGAUGUGGUCCCUGCAAGCAGGGGCAUCUUUCUGCAUGUGAGCCCUUCCUGUUACAAGGUUUUGCUGGGGCCAGAAUUGUUCUUGUCAGUCACCUCUGCAAAGAAGGAUACAUUAAGAAUUUCACCCUUCCAAAAGUGCUUUUGAAAAUGGAAACCCAUCUUCCCUUCCACUUGUAGGUAGAUGAGAAUGCUUGUGGAAAGAAACACUUGAGUGACCCAUGCCUCUACAUGUACAAGUAUGUACUAGGUCAGAUGGUGGGGCACACCUGUCGUACCAGCACUGGACAAGCUUAGGCAGAAGAAAUGCAAAUUCAA